Messenger RNA from Paramacrobiotus metropolitanus, 430 nucleotides. RefSeq lists its product as uncharacterized. Bases 27 to 350 code for a protein of 107 amino acids. The record is from RefSeq and is a predicted model, not a curated record. The transcript is spliced from 4 exons. Lineage: Eukaryota; Metazoa; Tardigrada; Eutardigrada; Parachela; Macrobiotidae.
CAGCAGAAUCGGUGGCCGCAUUAGCGAUGUACUGCCUGCACUUGUGUAUCCUUGUUACUGUCUAUAUCUACUCGACCGAGCAGGGUGUGGAAAUGGCGGAAGUUGCCGAUAUUUGCUUUGGUCUAGGCAAAGUAAAAUGGAAAAAGGAAGAGUGGCUUGCACUGUAUUCCUCUGCUAAGCAACGGAAGCUUGUUUGUUUUACUGUGGCAGGCGUCAUGAUUACCCGGGAGAGCGCUUUCCAGAUGGGUGCUGCUCUGAUCAGCACACUGUUUGUCUUCGCGGAACUGGCCAGUGGGAACAAAUGUCAGGAAGUCCCAGCAAAGCCUGUCAACUGCAACCAGACUCUAUGAUAGGCGCAGGACGGCCACUAAAAAAGUAUUGCACACGGUCGGCAAUGGAAAGUUAUGGCAAUCAGCACACUUAGUUCGUG